This is a messenger RNA of Trichomonas vaginalis G3, 231 nucleotides long. RefSeq names its product small nuclear ribonucleoprotein G family. The transcript has a single exon. The coding region runs from base 1 to 231 and encodes 76 amino acids. Gene Ontology annotation, molecular function: RNA binding. NCBI's taxonomy places the organism in Eukaryota, Parabasalia, Trichomonadida, Trichomonadidae. The record is from RefSeq and is a predicted model, not a curated record.
AUGACUGUUGUUUUCAAUCCUGAAAUGAAAUCUCUCCUGCAAAAGCAGGUAAGGAUUACUAUCAACCAAAAAAGAGAGGCAAUAGGAACUCUUGUUGGCAUUGACCAGUUCAUGAAUCUUUCUUUGAGAAGGGUUCAAAUCAAAGCUCCAUUUGAUCCAAAGCCCGUCGUUGUUGAUUCCUGCGUUAUUCGAGGAGCCAGCGUCCUUUCUCUCGAAGCAAUUAAUACUUGA